AUGGGCAACACCGUCACCUGCUGCGUAUCCCCGGACGCCAGCCCCAAGCUCAGCCGGGCCCGCGGCGGCGGCGGGGCAGCGCCGGGGCCCGACCGCUGGGCGGACGCGUACCAGGCGGCGGCGGCGGCGGGCGGCGGCGGCGGCUCGGGAUCGGCGGAGGCCGAGUCGGGGGACUCGGAUCCCGGCGGCGGCGGCCCCCACCUCCAGCACAUCAGCGACCGGGAGUUCCCGGAUGAUUUAGCACUGGAAUCUAAUCCAUCUGAUCAUCCCAGAGCAAGCACAAUUUUCCUGAGCAAGUCUCAAACAGAUGUGCGAGAGAAGAGGAAGAGUAACCACAUCAAUCAUGUUUCUCCUGGGCAGCUUACGAAAAAAUACAGCUCAUGCUCAACAAUAUUUAUAGAUGAUAGCACCGUCAGUCAACCUAACCUUAGAAGCACAAUAAAGUGUGUAACAUUAGCAAUAUUCUACCAUAUAAAGAACAGAGAUUCCGACAGGUCACUGGAUAUUUUUGAUGAAAAAUCUCAUCCUCUCACACGGGAGGAAGUUCCAGACGACUACUACAAGCAUGAUCCUGAUCACAAGCACAUCUACCGGUUUGUUCGGACACUUUUCAGUGCUGCACAGCUGACAGCUGAAUGUGCAAUAGUGACACUGGUUUAUUUGGAAAGGCUUUUAACCUACGCAGAGAUUGACAUAUGCCCUAGUAACUGGAAGAGGAUAGUCCUAGGAGCUAUUCUGCUGGCUUCUAAAGUCUGGGAUGAUCAGGCUGUGUGGAAUGUGGAUUACUGCCAAAUAUUGAAGGACAUUACUGUUGAGGACAUGAACGAGAUGGAAAGACACUUCUUGGAGCUACUGCAGUUUAAUAUCAAUGUUCCUGCCAGUGUUUACGCCAAAUACUACUUCGAUCUUCGCUCCCUAGCAGAUGACAAUAACCUGAGCUUUCUGCUGGAGCCUCUCAGUAAAGAGAGAGCACAGAAACUGGAGGCUAUCUCCCGGCUGUGUGAAGACAAAUACAAAGACUUGUCAAAAGCUGCUAUGAGACGAUCUUUCAGUGCUGAUAACUUAGUUGGUAUCCGCCGUUCUAAUGCCAUCCUCUCCUGAGGAGAGAGAAAGGUGCAGCACCAUGAACCAGCAUCCAUAUGAAUCAGAGGAAUACCACCACUCCAUGCACACAAGCCAGCGGUGAUGGUGUCUUCCAGCAAGAGGAGGAGAGGAGGGUAGACUAGCCAAGGGAGCCCAGAGCUUGAGGAGCGUACUUGGUGCAAGACAAGACCUUUGUCAAAUCAACUCUCUCCUCCUUCUAAUGUAUCCAGAGGUGCAAAAACAAACUUCUCUCCCCCACAGAUGUUUGCUUACUAUGUAGGCCUAUAGCUGUGAACUCUUGAGGUUUUUAAUAAUAAGUAGUUUUAAAUUUUAGAAUUUAAACACUAACCACAUGACUAUAGUUACAAUGUUCUUCCCUCCUCUCCCCUGUCCAGAGUCUUGCUGCAUUUGUAUUUCAGGUCAAUGCAGUGUUAACAAAAACAAAACAAAACAUGGGACUCUCAAAGUAUAAAGCCACUGUGGAGCUGAAAACAGUAGCAUAGACACAUGUUGACGGCUUUUUCCUGGUUUGGCUACUAAAAGCUGCUAUUAUUGGUGAUCUCUUAAUAACUAAGAAGCUGCCCAGCAGGAAGGAAUUCCAACUCUGCACCCACAACUUCACUCCAGUAGAGAUUGUCAAAAGACUUUGAAUGUUUUGACUGGGGGCAGAGAUAUGGUUUUAUGUAUUGUUAAAAUGUGUAGGGUCCAUGCUGCAUUUCUUGUGAAUUAUGGUGCUUCUCUCAUUUUCUAAUACUUCUAUUGCUCUGGAAGAGAUGCAAUCUGUAUAUUUUUCUGAGGCAUUGAAUGAGAAAGUUGGUUUGGAAACAUCAUCACCAUCCCAAACAGUGUAGCAAUCCAGUGGUGAAUGGCGUGUGUGCAGCACUGCUUCUCCGAGUUCUACUGCAGGGCUCUUGUGCUAUAUACAGUGGAGUUCCUAAAGCUGAUAUUGUGCAUCCAUCUGGCUCUCCUUGGGUUUUUGUUUCCUGGGAGGGAUUUACAUUCAUAAUGAGACAGUAAUGAGUUUGAGAACCCUGGACUACCUAACAAGGUAAAUUGAAAAAUAUUGUGUUCAAUUGCGAAUUAUCAAAAAGCUUUCUAUAAGACCCAUUUUUAAUUUUUUUUUUGUUUGUUUUUUGCAAAGUGAACUUUAUCUUGUGCAACUGCUCUAGAAGCUUGGAUUAUGCUCUUUCUGAGACUUUGGAAUGGAGCUUACUUUCAGGCUCUGAAACUGAACUCUAAACAGGAUAAGUAUUAUUAGACUCUUCCUGUUACAAGUCUUUGUAGUAUCUUGCUUUCUUGGAUCCAAAUAGAUUCUAGGCGGUUUGUCCUAGGAGCAGAUCUCCCUCCGAAUGGCACGGGUUUUGUGCACUUCCUCUUCCAGCCAAGGCCCAGAAACUUACGCUGAAUAGCAAGUCCAUAUGCCUUUGAGAGUGGGGUUGUCUGAGUGUAAUCAUCAGUUUGGCUGCACUCAACUGUUAAAAUGAUGCAUAUAGUCUUUUGCGGUAUGCAAAUAUGCCAGCCCCUGGCUCCCAAAUCUGGAACUUGGCACUUCAGGUAUUGAUCACAAUUCAAUUUUGAAAAUGACCCUACAUCUUCAGGUGGUUUUCCUUUCUCAGUUUGUAUUAAAAGAAAAGCUAAUAAACUCUAUUUUAA
This is a messenger RNA of Gavia stellata (red-throated loon), 2736 nucleotides long. RefSeq names its product cyclin Y like 1 (gene CCNYL1). The record is from RefSeq and is a predicted model, not a curated record. The coding region runs from base 1 to 1101 and encodes 366 amino acids. Gene Ontology annotation, molecular function: protein kinase binding; cyclin-dependent protein serine/threonine kinase activator activity. NCBI's taxonomy places the organism in Eukaryota, Metazoa, Chordata, Aves, Gaviiformes, Gaviidae. Gene Ontology annotation, biological process: regulation of cyclin-dependent protein serine/threonine kinase activity; regulation of canonical Wnt signaling pathway. The transcript has 10 exons. Gene Ontology annotation, cellular component: plasma membrane.